AAGGAACAACAAAAAGAAAUGAAGAAUACAUGGGGAAUAGUUAUAGCUGUUGCAGCGUUUCUCAUUCAGUUUAUAAUAUUUGGCAUCUGCCUCUCCUUCGGUAUCUAUGUUAUAGAACUACAAAACGAGUUUGAAACAGGGCUAUCCAUAAUUUCAUCUAUUGGAUCCAUCCACUUUGGCUUUCUACUUUGUACAGGACCAUUUGCCAGUUUUCUAAUGCGGAAGAUAUCUUACAGAAAGGUUUGUUUGCUGGGAGCCAUAAUGAGCAGUGCUGGUCUAUCUCUUUUACCAUUUACUCCAAAUAUUCCCUAUUUAAUUGUGUUCUUUGGAGCAUUAACGGGUACUGGCUAUAGUUUUCUCUACAUUUCGUCUUAUACCCUUUCUGGACUCUGGUUUAAAAACAAUCGAGGUCUAGUUACAGGUAUCGUCAGUUCCGGUUCCUCACUUGGUGGCGUUGCGUUUCCAUAUCUGAUUGAAUUUUUGAUUGGGAAGUUUGGAUGGAGAGGUUCCUUUUUUAUACUUGCAUCGCUGAAUUUACAAACGGUCGUUUUCUCCUGUCUAAUCAGAGAAUCACCCAUGCAAAAGGCGUGGGUAAAAUCAAGAACUAAGAAUAUCAACAAUAACCUCACCAACAGUACACAGACAAUCGAUGAAGUUAGAAAGAAAUUUAUAAACAAUGGAACAAAAUUUGAAAAUUGUGUUCCAAUACAAACAGUUACAGACCAAACAAGAAUCGACAAACAAAUUAAAUAUACUGUAAAAAAGUCAAGCACGAUGAAACUACUUACUAAUUUACCAUUUGUUCUAUUUACGAUAAAUAAUGUUUUGUGGAAAUUUGGUGGCUCUGUACAGUUGCUUCUUGGGCCAGACUAUUACACUAAAGUUGGCUUUGACUUAAGACAAGCAGCUUCGCUCUUAUCCAUACAGCAAGGUACAAUGGUGGUCGGUUGUGUUGUCGGUGGAAUUCUUGGUAAUCUCCGCAACAGAAACAGUUUAUUUAUAUUCUCAAACCUUUCAUCGGGUUUCUGCAUACUUGCCUACACAUUUCCAGUUCUACAAACGAUGGCGGGUCUUGCUAUAAUCAACUCUCUCUUUGGAUUGAGUUCGGGGAUAGGUCUUGGAUUGAUCGUCAUUCUUGUAUCGGAUAUUGUCGGAAGUCAACUGAUUGGGGACGGAAUGGGAUAUCUGAUGUUAGCGUCUGGAAUAGGAACGUUCAUUGGGCCACCAUUAGGAGGUUACCUGAUAGAAAAGACAGGAUCCUAUGAAGUCGCCUUUUACUUCGGUGGAACUGCUACCUUGUUCAGCGGAGUAAUAUUGUUAAUCACUCCAAUCAGAGGUUGUUUUCAGAAGUCGAAGAAAUACAUCAUAUCAUCUGUUACCUGAAAUUUUUUUUUAAAAUGUUCGAAAUAGCUGUAAAUGUUUUCAUGUGUUGCAAAAAAAAAAAAAGAAACAAACAAAACCAUGCAAUGACUUUAUCGAUCGGUUAUAAAAAAAAAUGUAGAGAGAGAAAGAGACUGAAACACUGACCAUGCAUGAUUUAACGUUCAUUUAGGAAGCUGCACUUCAUCUUUUGCUCAACACAAAAAAGUUUUAUAUGUGCAGAAUUUAUUAAAUUGUACAGUUUUAUAUUUUUAAUCCUGAAGAUCAUUCAGGGGGUUUUGUAUAAAUUUUAAAUAAAUUUUAAAUGUAGAUCACUUCUAUGAAAGACCAGGAAAAAAACACCUUGGACCCCUUCACACUCCAAUCCCAAAAAAGAUACUAGUCAUCAUAUUUAAGAAGGCUCAAUACAAAUUUUAAAAUAUAUACACAUAUAAUUAAGAAUCUAUUUUUUUCUACAUUCACUAUAGAGUAUAAGAUAUUAUAGAGAGUAACUAAUAUAAAUGAUAUAAGACGAUAUGGCUGAAAUACUGCCCACUCGGCUAAAACAACAGAUAAUCAAUUAAUCUAUCAUAGCAUUACCAUAAAAAAUUUCCUCCGAAUAUAACUUUUUUGUCAAUAUUGUUUUUGCCAGUUCAUAAAAUAUCUUGAUAACGCCUUAUGCCUUGACUUGAUUGACGUUACAUUGAUAAUGUACAAGAGUGAGUUCAAAAACUGACCAGAGACAUAAAUAUCAACCUGAACUAAAAUUUCAGGCUAUGUGAAUAAAUUUCUAUAACCAG
This is a messenger RNA of Saccostrea echinata, 2159 nucleotides long. RefSeq names its product monocarboxylate transporter 13-like. The record is from RefSeq and is a predicted model, not a curated record. Lineage: Eukaryota; Metazoa; Mollusca; Bivalvia; Ostreida; Ostreidae. Gene Ontology annotation, molecular function: monocarboxylic acid transmembrane transporter activity. Bases 19 to 1383 code for a protein of 454 amino acids. Gene Ontology annotation, biological process: transmembrane transport; monocarboxylic acid transport. The transcript has 4 exons.